Messenger RNA from Oncorhynchus keta (chum salmon), 2055 nucleotides. RefSeq names its product secretory carrier-associated membrane protein 3-like. Gene Ontology annotation, biological process: protein transport. The record is from RefSeq and is a predicted model, not a curated record. Lineage: Eukaryota; Metazoa; Chordata; Actinopteri; Salmoniformes; Salmonidae. Gene Ontology annotation, cellular component: trans-Golgi network membrane; recycling endosome membrane.
GUCACAUGACAUUACUUCCUGGAUCACAUUUGUUUGUGCAGCGGCCAAAAACAUGUUUUAUUUUUAUUGCAGGCAAUAACAAGCGGAAUCUUCCAGCAAAAUAUGACUGAAGGAGAAACGGCGUUAAAUAAAAUACAAGGAUAUAGCUAGACAAGUCAAUUAAAUCAAUAGAUGUACAUUUUCGCCGAUUGCGGUAACGUCUUCCGUCGAUAACAGAUACAUAUCCUGGCUAUCGUUAUCUAUGUCGUUAUUUGCUUGCUAGCUGGUUGCAUGUGUGUUAUAUUUGGCUAUAAAUCUAUAACUUAAAUAUAUAAACAACUGGCUAGCUAGACAAUGACAACCCCGAUACCGACAUAAUAUAUAACAUUUUUUUGUUGCUAGGAAGCUACUGUAGCUUGCUACUUGUAGCGAACCAAGUCCGCAGAAUAUAGCUAACGUUAGCUAGACAGCCUCCGAAAUAACGGGAAACCGGUUGUUGGCAAACUGCUGUUUCAGUAGAAAGGUUUUCUAUUUGAACUAAGCAGGACAUACAUAAUUGCUGUAAAGAAAAAUGUCAAAAUACACAAGUUUUCCGGAACCAGGCGACGACCACAACCCUUUCCAGGACCCUGCAGUGACUCAACACAGCAGCAACACUGAGUAUGCCACCCUGGAUCUUUACAACCCAUUUGACAAUAAAAAUGGGCCCCCACCACCAGCCUAUGCAGCAACUGCACCAUCCGCCCCCCAACCUGUUGUUCCUGCAACAACCCCACCCAGCAGGACUACACCCACAGAGCCCCGCAACUAUGGCACCUCCUUCACCCCCCAGACCGCGGUCAACGCCACCACAGCAGAGCUCCUGAGGAAGCAGGAAGAGCUUGAGAAGAAAGCCCGCGAGCUGGAGAGGAGGGAGAGGGAGUUGGACUCACACGCCCUCGGCCCUGGAGCCACUCGUCAGAAUAACUGGCCUCUGCCCACUUUCUGCCCUGUGGGACCCUGCUUCUACCAAGACAUCAACAUGGAGAUCAGCCAGAGCUUCCAACACACUGUCUCCAUCAUGUAUUACUACUGGAUGUUCACAGCCUGCACACUGGCGUUUAACUUAAUUUCCUGCCUGAGUCUGUUCUGUGUGGAGCCUUCUGGUGGUGUUGGGCUGGGCCUGGCCAUCCUCUGGGUCCUCCUUUUCACCCCCUGCUCCUUUGUCUGCUGGUACAGGCCUGUGUACAAAGCCUUCAGGAGUGACAGCUCCUUCAACUUCUUCGCCUUCUUCUUCAUUUUUUUCGUCCAAGUGAUCUUCUACGUCAUCAUGACCAUUGGCAUUCCUGGUUGGGGUUUCAGUGGCUGGAUUGUGAGUCUGGCUGCUCUGAAGACUAGCGUGCCUGUUGGUGUGAUCAUGAUGCUCAAUGCCAUCCUAUUCACUGCCCAGGCUGCCAUGGGGGUCGUCUUGCUCAAGCGGGUCCACUCUCUGUACAGGCAGACCGGUGCUAGCUUCGUGAAGGCUCAGGCUGAGUUUGCCACUGGAGUGAUGUCCAAUCAGGCUGUACGCCAGGCAGCUGCCAACGCCACUGCUUCUGCAGCUCAGGGGGCCUUUACUGGUGCAGCUCGGUAGAGAGAGGGAAGGCAAGCAAGUAGGACAAGGGAGCUAGUAGAGAGCGAGAGAGCGGUAGGUACAGUAUGUAUGAGGGUGUAUAGUACAAAAGAAUUAGGCAAGACUCAGGUGUUUUGAUAAAUUGUUUUGUCAAAGUAGGUGAAAGGGGUGGGACUUGAGUUUGUGAUGGAUGCACAGAAGUGAUGAUCCAUAUUUAACAGCCGAACGGUUCAAUUAUCUGUGGCCAAUGCUAUUAUGGUUGCUAACGUGAGCUCUAAAAAGUCAAUUGUCUUGAUAUCCCAAAUGAGAAUGCCUACCUAUUUACACACACUAUCUUUGCCAAAAUCACAACUGUAAAUGAGAAAAACACGAUGUUUUGGGUUGUAAUAUUAUUGCUAUUAUUAUAUUAUGUUGAUGCUGUAUUUGGUUGUCAUGGUCGCCAUUGUUCUUUCUUGGUUUUAAUAAAAAUCAGUUGAUAUGCUCAA